This is a messenger RNA of Trametes versicolor FP-101664 SS1, 990 nucleotides long. Its product is annotated as kinase-like protein. Gene Ontology annotation, molecular function: ATP binding; protein kinase activity. The record is from RefSeq and is a predicted model, not a curated record. Gene Ontology annotation, biological process: protein phosphorylation. Lineage: Eukaryota; Fungi; Basidiomycota; Agaricomycetes; Polyporales; Polyporaceae. The transcript has 5 exons. The coding region runs from base 1 to 990 and encodes 329 amino acids.
AUGGAUCCUAUCGCUGCAAGCCCGCCUCCUCCGUCUAGCCCGCAUCUCGCUGCCUCAUGCUCAUCCGAGGUCGAGUUCAAGAUCGAGAUUGUCGAUGUGGAUGAGAGCACGUCUACCGCGGUACGCACCGUCACCUCGGACGACUUCCAGGUGGUCGGCGAACUCGGGGAGGGAGGACAAGCAUCUGUGUACCUUGUCCAAGAACGCGCGACCGAGCGGCUCUAUGCGCUCAAGGCUGCCGAGAAGAGCGAGUACCCGGAGAUGAACGAGCUCAUGUUCCGGGAGCAAGCAGUACUGGAGAGCAUCGCCGGAAGCCCGUGGUUCCUCUCUUUGAAGGCCAGCUUCGAGGACGACGAGUACUUCUUCCUCCUCACUGAUGUGUGCAUGGGCGGUAGCCUGGAGAGUCGUAUCCAGCGGAGCAAUGGAGGGAAAUUGGCGGAUGGGACAGCGCGCCGCUACUGUGCGCAGAUCGUAUGUCGCUUACAAUACCUGCACAAGCGCAGGGUCAUCCACCGCGACAUCAAACCCGCCAAUAUCCUCCUGAACAACAAGGACGAAGUCGUGAUCGCCGACUUCGGGUUCGCCCGCCCCUUCGCACUCGGAGACACCGUGGAGGACGCCAGUGGCAACGGGCUCGGGAUCCAGCUCGACAUCACGAGCGAGAAGUGCGGCACACCACAGUACAUGGCGCCCGAGAUCUGGAAGGAGGAGCCGUACUCGUACGCGGUCGACGUGUAUUCGUUUGGCGUGAUGAUGUACGAGAUGCUCAACGGCAAGCUCCCAUUCAACCUGGACGAGAUCAGCGACGACGACAACCUGACCGUGGAGGAUAUCGGAGACGCCGUGUGCAUGCCCCAGCCUGGGUUGGAAGUCGAAGACGACAUCGACGAUGAUGCUUUCGACUUGCUUGUCUCGAUCCUGGACCAGGACCCGGACAGGCGACCAUCCUGGGAGCAGAUCAAGGAGCAUCCCUGGUUCGAUGGCGUGUGA